AUGCCUAUACCACCAGAUCUGGUAAAAUGUUACAAAUAUCUAGAUUUGAAUAGUCAAAAUCAUAUCGAGGAGUUGCGAAAACUUGUCAACGUCCCCAAUGUUAGCGCUGAUCCAUACGCGAAGGAUCACUUGUCAGCUUUAGUUAGGUGGAUAUCUAAACGAUUGAAAAAUCUAGGUUUCAAUUUAGUUACGAAGAUACCUGACUAUAAAAAUUACAAGGGAAAUAAGCCACCAGUAGUCGUUGGAAUUCUUGGAAAAGAUCCAGAAAAGACAACACUCUUGUACUACUGUCACCUUGACGUUCUUAAAGUUCAAAAAGCACAAUGGAAAACUGAUCCAUUUGAAUUAACUGAAAUCGAUGGAAAGCUCUACGGACGUGGCACAGCGAAAAUGAAAGGACCGCUAUUGUGCUUCAUCCACGCAAUUGAAGCUUAUCGUGAGGUGGGAGUUGAGUUACCUAUCAACAUACGCAUAAUAUGUGAAUCGAUGUUUGAGUGCAAGAAUAAAGGCUUGAAUAGCGUCUUGGAAGAUUUGAAACCUACUUUUCUAACACAAGUCGAUUGCAUUAUGAUGAUGGAAAGCCGAUGGUUAGGCAAAGACUAUCCCUGUAUUGUCUACGGGAUGCGAGGAGUUUGCUAUUUUAAUUGUACGAUUGAAGGUCCAAAGAACGAUCUACACAGUGGUGAUUUUGGUGGCAUUAUUCGCGAGCCCAUGCAAGAUCUUAUUUUUAUAUUAAAUAGUCUAGCAGAUGCAUUUGGUCACGUAAAUGUGCCACAUUUUUACGACGAUGUCGUCGAAGUUACACCUGAUGAGGAAUCAUUGAAGAAAAAGAUAAAAUUGGACGUUGAAGAUUAUCGAAAAGAUGUUGGCGUUGAUACUCUUGGCCACAACAAUAAUUUAAAGUUGGUUCUGAUGCAUACUUGGAGGUACCCGUGGUUCAAUUUGCACUAUAUCAAUAACUCGUGCGAAAAUUCGAAUAUUUUGGAUAUACCCAAGAAAGUUUUCGCGCGAUUUUCAGUGCGUACGGUGCCCAAUCAAAGGCAUGAAAAAGUAUCUAAUUCGCUUGUGGCUUAUGUGAAGGAAUUGGAACAGCAGUUGAAAACGCCAAACAAAAUUGAAAUAAAUGCUGAUAUGUCUUUGGAUCCUUGGUGUGAAAACCAUUUGCAUUGGAACUAUGAAGCUGCUAGCGUGGCUAUAAAACAGGUUUACAAGGAAGAAGCAAGUUUUAUCCGAGAGGGUAAUGGUUUUCCUACUCUCCUCAAACUUCGCGACGCAAUGCCAAAGCUUAACAUCUUGAUGUUGCCAAUUGUAAACAAUGAAGCAAAAGCACACACUGAAGAGGAAAAUAUUUCCAUUAGAUGCUACAUCGAGGGAGCAAAAGUUCUUGCAAGUUAUUUCUAUGAAUUACCAACAGCGAGAUUAAGAAGUACAUUAAGGAAAAAAAUAGGAAAAUUGAAUGUUUGCAGAGAUAAAUUGUAAUUAAUUGACAAGAUUUCCUUUCAUUUCA
Messenger RNA from Phymastichus coffea, 1507 nucleotides. Its product is annotated as cytosolic non-specific dipeptidase-like. Gene Ontology annotation, molecular function: peptidase activity. Lineage: Eukaryota; Metazoa; Arthropoda; Insecta; Hymenoptera; Eulophidae. Gene Ontology annotation, biological process: proteolysis. The coding region runs from base 1 to 1479 and encodes 492 amino acids. The transcript has 6 exons. The record is from RefSeq and is a predicted model, not a curated record.